Messenger RNA from Trichomonas vaginalis G3, 900 nucleotides. RefSeq names its product endonucleolytic cleavage involved in rRNA processing. Gene Ontology annotation, cellular component: preribosome, large subunit precursor; Las1 complex. Bases 1 to 900 code for a protein of 299 amino acids. Gene Ontology annotation, biological process: maturation of 5.8S rRNA; maturation of LSU-rRNA. The transcript has a single exon. NCBI's taxonomy places the organism in Eukaryota, Parabasalia, Trichomonadida, Trichomonadidae. The record is from RefSeq and is a predicted model, not a curated record. Gene Ontology annotation, molecular function: endonuclease activity.
AUGAGUUCGCAAUCUAAGCCAGUUCCAUGGAAAAACUGGGAUGAAUGGAUUGAAGUUUACGAACUGUUAUUUAGUGAGAAUGAGAAUGAAAUUCUUAAAGGAUGUGCAAUAGUUUCCGCAUGGGCAACAAAAAGAGAUAUUCCAAUUUCAAUAGAAGUCACAGCUGACUUACAAAGAGAAUUACAUCACAAUAGAAAUGUCAACGCAUUAUCUCUUGCUGUUAUUAGAUUUAUAAAUGGUCUUAUAGAACCAUAUAAAAAUACAAAUAUUGCUUCUUCAAUACAAAGAAUAGGUGAACAAUGCAAUAUCCCAGAGCAUAUUAUAUCAAUAAGACAUUUAGCAACUCAUGGAAAACUUCCUACAUUCGAAUUUGCAGCUGCUGGUGCUGUUUCUGCACUUAUCUAUCUUAAAAAAUACUAUUGGAGUGAACAAUACAAUUUAAUAAUGCAAUCAAGAGCAAAUGCUCGUGAAGAAAUUAUGAUUUACUUAAAUUCUGGAAAAAUUCCGUUUCAAAAUCUGCCAAAUAACAUUAUACUUGCAUUCGGGAUGCCAGAGUUACUGAAGUUCAUAACAAAUGAAAACGAAUCUUCGGUUAAAACCUAUGGUUGGAAAGUAAUUGAUUUAUUACAUAACUUGGAUAGAAUUCCUGACCUUGGGCAAUCUUUCUGUUCUUCACUGUUUGAGUUGGCACACGAAGGAAACCAAUCUGCAAUAGCUUGGUAUGAAUUUAUCAGUAAAUCAUUUCCAAUUCCAGAUAAUCUCCUUAAUUGGACUCCAUUAGAAGAUAGUGGAGUUGUAGAUGAUUGGCCAGACUGUUCUAUUGGCAAUCUUCCAUUUAAUAAUCAGCAACUUUCUUUGGACCAAGAAGACAUUGAUUUUGUUGAUCCUCUCGAUGAAUGA